Messenger RNA from Impatiens glandulifera, 1244 nucleotides. RefSeq names its product probable hydroxyacylglutathione hydrolase 2, chloroplastic. Gene Ontology annotation, molecular function: hydroxyacylglutathione hydrolase activity. The record is from RefSeq and is a predicted model, not a curated record. The transcript has 8 exons. NCBI's taxonomy places the organism in Eukaryota, Viridiplantae, Streptophyta, Magnoliopsida, Ericales, Balsaminaceae. Bases 120 to 1085 code for a protein of 321 amino acids.
CUCUCUCUACCCAAAAUUAUUAUGGUAAUGCCAACCCAGACCCACUCUCUUUCUCUUUCUCUCUCUACAAAAUGAAAUGAAAAUGAUAAUCUGCACCAGCCAGAAGAGCUUCGUCGGUCAUGGCCGGAUCCUUCCCUCUUUCCGGAAUAAGGAGGAGGAGGGGGUUUUGUGUUUUGCCGGGUAUGAGACAGCUUUGCCUUAGAAAGAAUUUGUUGUAUGGAUUUGUCCGCUUCUUGUCACUACCUAUUAAAACAUUAAGAGGUGUUACUCGUACAUUUGGAGCUAACCAUUUCUGCAGUGUCAUUAAAUUGUCAUCUACCUUGGAGAUUGAAUUGAUUCCUUGUCUAAGGGAUAACUAUGCAUAUCUUCUACAUGAUGUGCACACUGGCACAGUUGGAGUUGUUGAUCCUUCUGAAGCAGUUCCUGUAAUAGAUGCUCUCACUAAGAAAAAUCGAAAUUUGAAUUACAUACUCAACACUCAUCAUCAUCAUGAUCAUACUGGCGGCAACUUGGAGUUGAAAGAGUUUUAUGGAGCCAAGGUAAUUGGAUCAGGUAAAGACACUGAUAGGAUUCCUGGCAUUGACAUUGUAGUGAAUGAAGGGGAUAGAUGGAUGUUUGCAGGUCAUGAAGUAUUGGUUUUCGAAACACCUGGUCAUACACGAGGUCAUAUCAGUUUCUAUUUUCCUAGAUCGCGAGCUGUUUUCACAGGAGACACUCUAUUUAGCUUAUCAUGUGGUAAACUCUUUGAAGGGACACCAGAAGAGAUGGUUUCUUCGUUAAGAAAGAUAUUGGCUCUACCUGAUGAUACAAACAUAUACUGCGGUCACGAGUACACUUUGAGUAAUGCGAAGUUUGCAUUGUCGAUUGAACCAAAGAAUGAAGCUCUUAGGUCGUAUGCUGCUCAUGUCACCCAACUCCGUAACAAGGGAUUGCCUACGGUUCCAUUUACGCUAAAGAAGGAGAAGUUGUGUAAUCCGUUCCUACGGACUUCAAGUGCGGAAAUCCGACAGUCUUUAAAGAUUCCGGCGACCUCUAGUGAGGAGGAAGCAUUGGGAGCAAUCCGACAAGCAAAGGAUAGCUUUUAGUUAGGUAUAUAUAGCAGCAACAUACAUACAUUUUUUUUUACUUCCUAUUUGUACAGAGUUAAGGUUUCUUCUUCUUGUAUUAUUUUUUACUAAUUCUUUUAACUCCCCUACCCUUAAAAAAACCUACCCUUUGUGUAAAUAAAAAAAAGCAUAAAUUUA